GUUGAGUCGAGUCGAGUCGUUAACGUCGAGCGGAUAAAAUUUUGUUAAAAAGCCCAGAUACAUAGAUACAUUUUGCACAUCUUUUUGUGUUAGAGUCACUAAAAUAAGACUUUCAGAUCUAGCAAAUAUGUCCCAUAGUUCCCCGAGAAGCGUAUCCACUGCUGUAGCCACUUAACAAACAAUGCCCAAAGUUAAGGCGCACGGAAUCUCUAAUAAUCGAAACCAAUAAAAUGAGCCCCGUCGCCUGCAGCACCAACACUAACAUCGGUCACAUCGAGCAGGUUGCAGGCACUCAAAGGACACAUAUAGCUGGGAUAAGAUCAAUCCGAAUCGGAACAACCGCAAUCACAACGAUAUUGAACCAGCGAUGAGAUGGAGCGUCCGUUGGGAUGACGAACUCAGAAACUCAGUAAGGGAGCUGCAACUGAUACUGAAACUGAAACAGAAACCACAGCGGCACUCGGAAUUUAGAGGCGACGAAAAUAGAAAAUCUGUGAAAUUCAACCCAAAAUAAACGGCAGAGGCAGCCAUGAACAGUGCGGAUAUAUUGUAAUUAUUAAUGAGCGCAUAGAGCGGGCAGAGUGAGCGGGGUGACGAAGCAGCAGCGACGAACAGAGCGAUACGUAGCGGGAUAUCACGAUGUACACUCUGCUGGAGCUCGACUAACACACUGACACACACCCACCCCAGCCCAGGACCCCCAGUCCCGACAGAUUCCCCACAGGACGUAAGGACGACGGCAGGCAGGAAAGGCAACGAAAGGCUCAAUUUCAAGGAAUUUGCAAAGCGCUCGCAGACAAGCUCACCAGUUCACCAGCUCACCCACACACACACACACAUGAGCGGGCAUCUCGUCAGGAUAGAAGUAAUUAAAAGUAAAUAAAGGAGGCAAGAGAAAACCAAAAAAAAGUCCCUAAAGCGUGAAGCGCUGGAAAGGCAGGAAGUAACCUGAUUACGGGCAGAGGAGCAGCACAAGCAGCAGCAGCAGCAAUUAAUGCCGCAGGAGGAAGGAAUCCGAUUCAGAACCAGAAGCAGAAGCAGAGGAAGCGCAUCAGGAUCUGCUGCCACUGGACUGAGCUCGACUCGAUCUACCAUCACGCGGACGCGAAGCGAGGAUUGGAGAAAGGAACAGAAGAGAAGAAAGGAAGCACUCUCUAAGCUCUAAACACCCACUCAACCAUACACAUGCACUGAAGUACUGACUGAAUGCCUCGCUGCCUAAACAACCAACUAACUCACUGACUGAGAGACUUCAACAAGCGGAGAAGUACGGAGAAAGCCCUGACUAGAAGCCCAAGUAGCCGAGCGGAUAAAAAAAGGGGGAACCAGCUAGCAACUAAACUAAAGGAGCAACCUUGACUAAUAACUGCAACCACAAGAACAGCAACAAAACAACUACAACUUACUUUAUACGCAACUAAAAAAAAGGGAAAACAAACAAAAAAGAAUAACCCAAAAACCAAAAACUUCGAUUUUUAAUGCAAGACUACGAAAAGCCACGACAGCCGUUUUAAAUAAGCAACUUUCGCACCCUCCCGAAAUUUCAACUUCCAACACCUGAAACAAGAAACCAAAUCAACACACAAACACCCAAACACACAGCCCCACCAUGAGUGAUUCAAAAAUGGACAAGCUGGCCCGGAUGGCGCCCCUGCCCCGCACACCGCUGCUGACCAUCUGGCUGGCCAUCAAUAUGGCCUUGAUCGCACAGGAAACGGGCCACAAACGGAUCCAUACAGUGCAAGCGGCGACUGGCGGUGGCAGCAUGCUGGGUGACGUAAACAUAUCCGCUAUACUCGACUCCUUUAGUGUUAGUUACGACAAAAGAGUAAGACCCAAUUACGGUGGACCUCCUGUCGAAGUCGGAGUCACCAUGUAUGUGCUAUCGAUCAGCUCGCUCUCAGAAGUGAAAAUGGACUUCACAUUGGAUUUUUACUUUCGUCAAUUUUGGACCGAUCCUCGUUUAGCGUAUAGAAAACGACCUGGUGUAGAAACACUAUCGGUUGGAUCAGAGUUCAUUAAGAAUAUUUGGGUACCUGACACCUUUUUUGUAAAUGAAAAACAAUCAUAUUUUCACAUUGCAACAACCAGUAAUGAAUUCAUACGUGUGCAUCAUUCUGGAUCGAUAACAAGAAGUAUUAGAUUGACUAUUACCGCAUCGUGUCCGAUGAAUCUACAAUAUUUCCCCAUGGAUCGCCAGCUGUGCCACAUUGAAAUCGAAAGCUUCGGUUACACGAUGCGAGAUAUCCGAUAUUUCUGGAGAGAUGGACUGAGUAGUGUUGGCAUGAGCAGUGAGGUCGAACUACCGCAGUUCCGAGUUUUGGGACACAGGCAGAGGGCGACCGAAAUAAACCUAACCACAGGCAACUAUUCGCGUUUAGCCUGCGAAAUUCAGUUCGUGCGUUCGAUGGGCUACUACCUUAUACAAAUCUACAUACCCUCUGGACUGAUCGUUAUUAUAUCAUGGGUAUCAUUUUGGCUCAAUCGCAAUGCAACGCCGGCGCGUGUGGCGCUCGGUGUGACAACCGUGUUGACAAUGACCACUUUGAUGUCGUCAACAAAUGCAGCGCUGCCAAAGAUUUCGUACGUCAAGUCGAUUGACGUCUAUCUGGGAACAUGCUUCGUUAUGGUCUUUGCCAGUCUACUGGAAUACGCCACGGUCGGCUACAUGGCAAAACGAAUUCAAAUGCGAAAACAAAGAUUUAUGGCGAUCCAAAAGAUAGCCGAACAGAAAAAGCAACAGCUCGACGGAGCGAACCAACAGCAGGCGAAUCCCAAUCCCAAUGCAAAUGUGGGUGGACCUGGAGGAGUGGGCGUUGGACCCGGCGGACCCGGAGGACCCGGUGGCGGGGUCAAUGUGGGCGUCGGUAUGGGCAUGGGACCGGAACAUGGCCACGGGCAUGGACACCACGCCCACAGCCAUGGACAUCCGCAUGCGCCCAAGCAAACAGUGAGUAACCGCCCAAUCGGCUUUUCCAAUAUCCAACAAAACGUUGGUACGCGCGGUUGCUCGAUAGUGGGACCCUUGUUCCAGGAGGUGAGAUUCAAGGUCCACGACCCGAAGGCCCACUCCAAGGGCGGAACGCUGGAGAAUACGGUGAAUGGCGGACGCGGCGGUCCGCAAUCGCAUGGACCGGGUCCGGGCCAGGGCGGCGGACCGCCCGGCGGUGGCGGAGGCGGUGGAGGCGGGGGCGGACCGCCCGAGGGCGGUGGCGAUCCGGAGGCAGCGGUUCCAGCCCAUCUCCUGCAUCCGGGAAAAGUAAAAAAGGACAUCAACAAGCUGCUGGGCAUCACGCCCUCCGACAUCGACAAGUACUCACGCAUCGUGUUCCCCGUGUGCUUCGUGUGCUUCAACCUGAUGUACUGGAUCAUCUACCUGCAUGUCAGCGACGUGGUCGCCGAUGAUCUGGUGCUCCUGGGCGAGGAGUAGGGCGUCGUCCACAAGCGGCGCAAGCAGUCGAGGGCGUGGCCCAAGGACACAGGAGUGAACAGCGCACGAGAGAGUCAAACUUGGCAGGGCGCUGAAAAACCACACAAAAAAUAAAAAAACGCAGAAACCAAAACCCGCAAAAAAAUACAGAAAAAUAGGCACAAAAAAAAACGAAGCGGAAACAAAACUAAUUUUAACUAGCGAUAUGAAAAUGCAGAGGCAGAAGAGUUUAUUGUUUAAUACAAUUGCGGAAAGGACACACACACAUAUUACAAGGUCGAAAGCAAAGAAUAUUGUUAAAUAGAUUUACACAGAAUAUAAAAGAAAACAUAAAGAAAACAACAUUAGCAUUAACAACCAAACGAGUAUAAAUGAAUGAAGAAUAAUCAAAAGCAACAGAUUAGCAAAUUGUAGUGAAAAUUAUAUAACGAAAGGCAUAAGUGAAGGAGUUGAGGAGAAUUAUGAACCGACAGAAAACCAUUUCAACCACAAAUAUAACGAUCAAAAAUCAUACGCAACAUAGGCAUUAAACGGAAACGAACGAUGACAUUGAGAAACCCUCGAAAUAGCGCAGUCGAUAAGUUGAAAUCAACACACCAAAAUACUAGACGUUAAAUAAUUUCCAUUAUCUUUGCGGCGAUUUUGAGUUUAAGUUUAAGAUACGAAUGACCUUUGCUUCCCACUUCAAAAGCAAAACACCCGGAGAGUCUUCCUCUAAUUUAAGUGCGUUCCCCCUCCCUUUUAGCUGCACGCUCCCAGUAACCGCAAUGAAAACCAAACCUGAACUUAACCGAUACUUAACCAGUACUUAACCGGAACUCACUAUGCUGAUCCAUUGAUUGCCCAUUCAGUUGGUUGAUUUGAUUUAUUCAGAACUGACUUAGCGCUUCCAAGUGAAAUGGCCAAAUUUAUUAGAAAUCAAAAUGUAGUAAAGAGGAACAAUUUCGACAAUUGCAAAUCAGUUUGGCGAAUGAUUUCGUUAAGUUAACUUUAAAUGUAUAUCGAACACGAGGCAGUCACGUAAGAUCGAGUGGUUUUUAAUCAUUUGCACAAGACACAACCAAAAAGCCACACAUACACACUGAACUCGACACGGAUGUUAUCGAUUACUUUGGAGCGCACCUUUUAUAAGAAAGCAUCGGAGUUAAGUCAUACAAAUAGUUAGUGCAAUUGACAUAGCGAAAUAAUAGUAUGAACGAUAACGAUUCAUUUUAGUUACACCAAUUUUUAUAUCAACUUUAAACUAACAACAAAUUAUUCAAUAUGCACUCACUCACUCACGAACACAAGAAUCAAACUGAAACCGAUAUAAAAACAAAAACUUUUCGAAAACAACUUUGCGGCACCGUAAGAAAUCAAUCUAAAGUCUAAGUGAAAUUUUCAAACGCAAGUAAGCCCAAUAAAUACCAGUUAAUUAAAAACGAAUACAAAUAGAACAUAGAACAUAAAGAGUACACAAGUAUGAAUGAAACUGCCUAAGAAAAAUAGCAUAUAAGGUAUAACAAAUAGUUGCUAAAACAAGAAAAAACCAAACAAAAAAUUGAACGAAGACAAUUGAUUUUCAAUUUGUAAAUACAAACAGAAGACAGUCGGAACAUUCUCAAAGCAAAGUAGGAGCAAAACUUCGCAAUUAAACUUAGUUAAUGUAAUCGGGUCCGAUUAAGCGAUUAACUCGGAUGCGUUCAAGCAGUCAAUAAAGCGAUAAGCAAACAAAAGAUAGUUAUACUUACGAUGCACCGUCUUAAGUUAGCCUAAUGUCACACAGAUACACACCAACACACUGACAGGCAGACAAUGGGACACAGAUACUCGACGUAUAUAUCGACAUAUACAUAUAUAUAUAUAUUUGAAUUUUCGCUCAAGUUCCUCGAUGAAUCACAGACACAAAGAGAAAGAAACAAAAGAGUUAAGUUAAUUCUAACACAUAAAUUAAAGGCAAGUGAGUUUAACUUUAAACGUAAAAUAAAGAAAUUAAAAUACAAUUUAGCACAAUGGAGAUAACUAAGCAAGCCAUACCAAAAUAUCAUCAAUGAAUUUUAAUUUAGUGUUUAUGAUUAGUGCAAGUGCAGAUCAGAUCGUAAGGCUAAAGAAUUUUGUACAGUUAGCUAAAGUUAAAGCUAGGAUUUAGUUAAGUGCCAUAAUAUGGCCAAAACACACACACACACACAGACAACCACACGUAUAUGUACAUAGAGUAUGGCUUAAGGCGACACAAGUAUAUGAGAUAUAUAUAUAUAUUCAUAUAACGUAUUUAGGCACCUACGUUUAUGUAGCACGAGUUUUUUAUAUGUAAACCAAACCAAAUUGAACCCUAUUCCCUAUGGAAAAAGAGAAAAUCACAAAAACAAUUAACUGUAUAUACGAAAAGUACUUAUGAAUGGAAGACAGGCAGCGCAGGCGAAUGCGGAUGGCGGUGACCCAAAAUGGAUCAGCUAUGGAACCCUAGAUAUACUUAAGACGAAACCUUUAACCCUUCUUAAGGACUACCUAACCAAUUCAGCAGAACGACUACAGAAGAGAACCCAAGGAAAAUUACUUUAUUAACGAUCUAGACAGACACAAACACUCACUGACACAAGUUGAAACAAUUGAAACAAUUAUGAAAUAACAGAUGGAGUCGUGACCCGACUAUUCGAUACCCUUUAGCCACAACCUCGAUCGUCUGUCUGCUCUACGUCAAAAUGCACCAAGAGUCCUUACCCAUUUUGUACCAACAGUUGGCUAAAGAGUAUCACAAUUCUUAACUAGGAAUCUGAGCGAAAGAAAGCAAUAUAAGGUUUACCAAAAUAAUAAUUGAUUUAACAAUUAAUUUAUGAUUUACUGAGCCAAGUGAAACGGAUUUGAAGCAAACUGCAAUUGAGAUCAACCAGCCAUACAAAACAUUCCCCAAGAAAAUAGUUAUGAUCCGAGACUCGGCAACAUAAAAGUGAAAUCGGUGAUAUGGAACAUAAAUAAUAUAUAUCUGCUUAUAUAUAAAAAAAAAAAACAGUCACACAAUUAUAUAUAGAUAUAUUUUGUAGCUAUACAAGUCAUAAAUCAAUUAUGUUACCGAAGACAGAAAUCAAAAUGUUUACAAAUGGCUGAAGUUCAUUCGUAAAAAUUCUAUAAAAUAAAUAAUCCCUAUAAAUGAGGUCAAAUACAUUUUUGAUGCGACAACAACAACAACAAAUAGCUGCUCAACGGUUUCGGAGCGUAUUUCCAAAGAACGUAAAUUAAUGAUGAAAAAAAAACCAUUUUAGUUGUAAACAAUGCAAAGGCGAAAUAGUUGACAAACAUUUUUAAAGAAAAGAAAACACACUUAAUGGCAAAUUGAUGCGUUUAAUUUUUCAUAUGGAAUUUUUUACUCUACAACCUAGUUUACGAUAUUAUUUGUGGAAAUGGAAAACCAAGAAAUUUAGUUGCCCAUAGUGAGGACUUUUUUAUAAAAGAAAAACAAAUUAACGACGCAAGACGAUGAUAUGCAUAUGUACGUGCUGCGUAUGCAAGAGCAUUUAGGACAACAACAAAAACAAUGAGGACGGAGCAUUAAAUAUAAAAAAAAACGAUGAAAAUAUGUAAAAUGUUAAAUUAUACACACAAUGAAAUGUUUGAAGCAUUUUUGGUGUCGCUGUUUAGACGGCGGCACCAACACCAACGUUUUAUAAAGCAACCGAAAGGGAGAAAUAAAUAAGUAAAUCUAUAUUGAUGAUCGAUAUAUACGUGAUGCGAUGUAAUAAUUACGUAUGUAUGUAUAUGAUGUAUAUUUAAUUAUAUAUUAUAUAUGUAUGGUGGUCUCAAAAACAAACAAGCAAAACCAAAAAUGAAAUUCUAAAGUAUUUAGAUAAGCAAACCAACAAGUUGAGAGCCCUAGAUUAAGCUGUACCACACAAUACACAGAUGCAGAUACAGAAACUGAAACAGAUGCAGAUACAGAUACACUGAUAAAAACUGGAACCCAGUUCAUGCAGAUUGCACCGAAAGCGUAAUUAAAAACAUUUUUAAAGUGAAUUCAAAGUUAAUGCAAGUGAAUAUUAUUAUUGAGAAAUAGUCUAUAACCCUAGGCAGCAAGACGAGAUAUUGAUUGAACCAUGAAUUGUUAUAAUGAUAAAACACACUAAUCACACACCACACAUACUUACGGUUGUACGUUGCAUACUCUUAGUUUGUUAUUAAACAAAUCCCCCUGAGUCCGCAUCAUUAUCCGUUGAAUCCUUUGCUCAAGCAAAUUAAAAAAAAAUAAAAUGCGCAAAUUUGUUAUUACAUUUUUAGGAUGAGGGACCCCAGAAACUAAAAUUCUCGAACAAAGAUAACCCUUUCGCGGGCCCUGGCUACUGAAAUAUAUAUAUGUGUGUAUGCUUUGUUAGCCAUCAAUUUACCAGCUUCAAGUCUCAUACCAUCGUCGUCGAGCAGUUACAGCUAUCGAAAGCUGAUCGAGGAGCAGUGUUGUUUCUAUAUAUAAUUUUUGGUUUUAUCCGUCCAUCAAAAAGAGUUCCUAAAUGCAAUAAAUGAACAUGUUUUAUGAUUACCAGCCAGCCGGCCUGCAAUCUGUUAGGACCCCAAACAAAAAUCAUAGUUCACAUUGGUCUGCUGUCAAUUAUUGGUUCCACAGCCCCUCAUUCCCAGAAUUUCGGUUGCUCAACCCAUUGGCCUCGGAAACCCCAAAAUGAAACACCCACACCCACAUAAGUAUAUAAGCAAGCUAUGUUUGAGGAGCCUCGGAUUGGGAGGGAAAGGCAAGAGGAAUAAUUUAAAACGUAAUGCGUAUGUAAUGAUUGAUCACUGAUCACAAAUUUUGACUGUGUUAAUUUCGUUAUAUAAAAUGAAAAACAAAAUUAAGAAAAAACCAAAAAAAGGAAAACUGAAAUGAGAAUAAUUAUCUAUAGCAUAUAAAUGAUAAACACACACAUAACAAAAUAAUUAAAAAAGGGAAAAUAAUAAGAGAUGAGUGUUACAAGAAAGUAAAUGAUAAAACCCAAGAAGGAACCUAUAUUAUUAAGUUAAAUACUAAAACUAAAAACAUCCAAAGGGAAAAAUGCAAACCAAGAAGGAAAAUUAUAAUAUUGCAAUGAAGUGAAUAUAA
Molecule: messenger RNA, 8489 nt
Organism: Drosophila mauritiana
Lineage: Eukaryota; Metazoa; Arthropoda; Insecta; Diptera; Drosophilidae
Gene: Rdl
Product: gamma-aminobutyric acid receptor subunit beta
Exons: 10
Coding region: 1610-3430 (606 amino acids)
Biological process (GO): chloride transmembrane transport; nervous system process; regulation of membrane potential
Cellular component (GO): neuron projection; synapse; membrane
Molecular function (GO): neurotransmitter receptor activity; GABA-A receptor activity; extracellular ligand-gated monoatomic ion channel activity
Source: RefSeq, a predicted model, not a curated record